This is a messenger RNA of Caenorhabditis briggsae, 363 nucleotides long. RefSeq names its product Protein CBR-DYLT-2 (gene Cbr-dylt-2). NCBI's taxonomy places the organism in Eukaryota, Metazoa, Nematoda, Chromadorea, Rhabditida, Rhabditidae. Gene Ontology annotation, molecular function: dynein intermediate chain binding. Bases 1 to 363 code for a protein of 120 amino acids. The transcript is spliced from 4 exons. Gene Ontology annotation, biological process: microtubule-based movement. Gene Ontology annotation, cellular component: cytoplasm; cytoplasmic dynein complex. The record is from RefSeq and is a predicted model, not a curated record.
AUGAAUAUGGAAGAUAAUGUUGACCGUAAUUUUGUUCUUCGUCCGACACCAGGACAAAAGUUCCGCCCAAAAGCAAUCACAGGCAUGAUACAGGAAGUGAUGAAUGAGAAAUUAGGCGAUAUGAUCAAAUAUGACGAGAACGAAGCUGAUCAAGCGUCAAAAGACAUUUCGUCAACAAUCAGAGAACGAUUGAAGGGUAAUUUUCUCCUGAAAGUCACUCAAUCUUCCACGCUACAAGUAUUUGUUCAGACAAUGAUUGCUGAGCAAUCAGGGAGCGGAGCAACCACCGCAGUUCAAUGUGUUUGGGAUGAAGACUGUGAUGGGUUUCUGAGUCACAGAUAUGUCAAUGUAGGUUUUUCUUAA